This is a messenger RNA of Camelina sativa (false flax), 1610 nucleotides long. RefSeq names its product putative methylesterase 11, chloroplastic. Gene Ontology annotation, molecular function: methyl jasmonate esterase activity; methyl indole-3-acetate esterase activity; methyl salicylate esterase activity. NCBI's taxonomy places the organism in Eukaryota, Viridiplantae, Streptophyta, Magnoliopsida, Brassicales, Brassicaceae. Gene Ontology annotation, biological process: jasmonic acid metabolic process; salicylic acid metabolic process. The record is from RefSeq and is a predicted model, not a curated record.
AAGCCAUUAAAAAGUUGCCAGCUUCUCCCAUUCCACUUUCUCGCCACCACUUUCACCUGAAUCCCCCACGUCACUCUCUCUUUCUCUCUCUAAAAACUCCAUAAAGCUUAAACCUUUUUUAAGUUUUUCACACUCUUCUUCUCUCAUGUUCAAACAAUGGGAAAUCUCUGUUCUUUGUUUGCUCCGCGGCCUCCGCCUAAACCCGUGAAAAAGAAACAACCCAUCACGAAACGACAAUCUUCUACCGGUUCCAGGUCGGGUCUUAAUAGCAACCGGGUCAGGUCUUCUUCUUCGAGAAGGGACAACAAGUUCGAAGAUGCUGUGAUUCAAGAACACGCUCUUGCUGCUGCUGCUAUCCUGUUCCGACAGCAGAACGGCGGAGGAUCUUUGCCGUUUGAUCGGUCGGCGUCUCAGCGUUAUCCUGGUUCUGGUUCGAAGAAGAAUCAGUUGCCUCGUAGCUCGAGUUCGAGGUCAAGGUCUUCUACAGAUCCUCUGUUACAGCCUCACCAGUUGCUUAAUCAGGGUGUGAAGCUAGAUGACUUGGAAACAAACCAUUUUGUCCUCAUCCAUGGAGGAGGAUUUGGCGCUUGGAGUUGGUACAAAACCAUUGCACUUCUUGAGGAAGAUGGUUUCAAAGUAACCGCUAUAGACUUAGCUGGUUGCGGUAUUAACUCAUUCAAUAUAAAUAGCAUUGCCAGUUUGUCUCAGUAUGUGAAGCCACUUACGGAUGUUCUCGAAAAGCUUCCCAUAGGAGAGAAGGUGAUCUUGGUCGGUCAUGAUUUUGGUGGAGCUUGUAUAUCUUAUGCAAUGGAACUGUAUCCUUCAAAGAUUUUGAAAGCGGUUUACCUCGCUGCAGCGAUGUUAACCAACGGUCAAAGCAUACUCGAUAUGUUCUCUCUUAAGGCUGGUCAGAACGAUUUAAUGAGGAAAGCACAGAUUUUUAUGUACACAAAUGGUAAUGAAAACCCUCCAACAGCAAUUGACUUAGACAAAUCUCUUCUCAAAGACCUUUUGUUUAACCAAAGCCCUUCAAAGGACGUUGCAUUGGCUUCUGUAUCAAUGAGGUCAAUCCCAUUUGCGCCGGUUCUUGAGAAACUCUCUCUUUCAGAUGCUAAUUAUGGAUCAGUUAGACGGUACUACAUAGAGACGCUAGAAGACAGUGCCAUACCAGUGACUCUCCAAGAAAACAUGAUCAAUAGUAGUCCACCUGAAAAAGUUUACCGGUUGAAAGGCUCUGACCAUGCUCCUUUCUUCUCCAAGCCACAAGCUUUGCAUAAACUUCUACUUGAGAUAGCCAGGAUCACCCCUACUUAACACCUUUCUCACAAGUAUGAAGUAUCUUCAUUAUCAUAUUCGCUAACAGGUGUUCCAAAGUGGCCCAUGAGAUCUCUCUUCCCUUUGUAUUUUUUUUUUUUUGUUUCAUUUUGUGAUUUUGUUUCUGUUUCUUUUGUAUCCUUCCAAGGUUAUGUCUGUAUUUCUCUCUCUUUUUUUGUUUCUAUCUUUUUUUGUUCUUGUUUUACCAGAAAUAAAUUGUUCAUAAAAAUGACUGUACUGGGACAUAGACUACAAAAUUUGUUUUAAUUAUAUAUGUUCUAGAGGGUUUGGUUUCA